UUAAGCAAAGGUAGAUCCCCUCCCCUAGCAGGACUCGCUGUUCCUCUGCAGAUGCGGGUCAAGGAACGACCAAAGUGACUUUCACGCAGUCGCAUCACGCCAUCGGAAUCUCCGCCAGCUGCGCAGACUCAGCAGCCCCAUCCGCACCGUCACAUCGGGGUUUUUCCGUCAGUCUGCGCGGAUUUAGUCGACUUAUUUAUUUAAUUACUCAUUAUAUAAUCCACACGGACUUAAAACACACUCUCACUUACUGACCGUCCUCGAGCUUUGGCGCACCCACUGCGCGAGUCAUCUUGACAGACUUGAAUCGACGGCCCUGACCUAAAUAACAGCCAAGUGUCCACGGUGAGGCAGGCUUCUCUGAGCGGACGGACCCACAGACAGAGCAGAGGACGUCAGCAGAACAUCAGCAGUUUAAGGAGCUGCAGCAGCAGCAGCAGCUGGCUGGCAAGAAUACUGCAUCCAUAUCAACCUCCCCCAUCCUACUUCUCUUCAUCACAUCUGACAUGGCAGAUCCCAGUCUCAAGUCACCCUCUAGGACACCGCUGCGCUCCCCUGAUGCCCCUCUCACGCUCUCCUUCCCCUUCCUGAGGGAGGGGAGCCGGGUUUGGGAGGAGGGGAAGGAGCCACCACUUCCACGGGAUCUGCCCAGCCCACUGCCAACAAAACGCACCCGCACCUACUCAGCAACAGUUCGAGCUCACUCAGGACCAGUUUUUAAGGGCGUAUGUAAGAACUUCUCCAGAUCACAAGGUCAUGGUUUCAUCCAACCGUCCCACGGUGGAGAAGACAUCUUUGUUCACAUCUCAGACAUUGAGGGGGAGUACGUCCCAGUCGAGGGGGACGAGGUUACGUACAAAGUGUGCCGGGUUCCACCCAAGAACCUGAAGGUGCAGGCGGUGGAGGUGAAGAUCAUACAUCUAAACCCUGGGACGAAACAUGAGACCUGGUCUGGACAGGUUAUCAGCUCAUAGGACCUGAGUUCUGGGGCCUGGUGGAUGGCGGCGCUCAGGCUAUGAAUGGGGAUGGGGGGUGGUGGAGGUACAUUCGGACUCAUGAUUUUGCUGUGCUCAAAUCUAUUAUCUUUUUUUUUAAUCAUAUUUUAUUCUACACAGCAAAGAUGUCAGUGUUAAUAAGUCGAUGAUUUCUUCACAGAGCUGAUAUAUGUUCUGUUAAAUUUGCUCCACGUGUAAUACAAGCUAUCAUUUUACUUUUUUUAUCAUGAUCAGAUUGGAAAUGGGUCUGGUGCAGAUUUAAACGUAAAGCGAGCAUGGGUGUGUUUAAUUACAGCAUAUUUGCAGACUGCCACAGCAGUCCUACUUUUUUUCUUCAUCAAACUUUCCAGAGUCACGUUGGGUGAAAGUGACACGUGACUGGAAAGCUGAGACGCGAAUGGCUGUUGCUGAGAGAAAGAAAGAGGUGGUAAAUUGUCAGUCUUAAAAGCACUAGUUUAGGUUAGGAAAGAAGAAUGCUUUGUCUCAUGAUCUUGUUGUUUCACAUCAUCAUUUUAGAAACAAAUACAUGAAGGUUUUCUGUGAACCAGAAAGAGGAAUGUGAUGCUUGUAGUGAAAGUUGAAGUGAAAUUUAGAGAUUUUUUGUCUUAUGAGAGAGACAGCAAAUCAAGCAGAGUUCAUUAAAAGGUAAAAAAAAAACACAAACUCCCUGGAGCAAAAAUUCUUAAAAACACACACCUUUUCUUGUGUUGUCUUGUUUGGUGGUUGAUUAUUUAUUCACCGAUUGUUGAUAUUUGUGUCCUCAAAUUACAAGCUUUAUAUUUUGAAUAAUACAGUUAAAACUUGCACUCAACUCCCUCUGUUGUAAACUGCCACUGUACUUAAGAAAUUUACUAAACUUGUGUAAAAAUUUUGAAAGCAUGUAUCUGUGUGUGGCGAGCGUGGCCAGUGUGAUAGCGAGCCUCACAUUUCCACGGUUUGAGUGCCAACAGAGCUCAUCGUCACGUUGUAGUUUUUCAGGUUGAAAUGCUGUUCUGUCAUUUUCAUCACAUAAUGUCCAUACAGUCUCUGUAGAUCUUUUCUGUGUGUGUGUGUGUGUGUGUGUGUCACUGCCUGAAAUUGUCCAAAGUAAAAUUUUGUUUGUCUCUGUCAUGUAAGAGGGUAUUUUAAGUGACUUCCUGUGGAUGAGCCACUUUGGUGGUAAUCUCCACUAUUACUUCUACUGAGCCUCAAAAGAACAAUUAAAGUGUGAUACACG
Molecule: messenger RNA, 2211 nt
Organism: Melanotaenia boesemani (Boeseman's rainbowfish)
Lineage: Eukaryota; Metazoa; Chordata; Actinopteri; Atheriniformes; Melanotaeniidae
Gene: csdc2b
Product: cold shock domain containing C2, RNA binding b
Exons: 4
Coding region: 507-974 (155 amino acids)
Biological process (GO): regulation of mRNA stability
Cellular component (GO): cytoplasm
Molecular function (GO): mRNA 3'-UTR binding
Source: RefSeq, a predicted model, not a curated record